AUGUACUCACCCUCUCCUCCGCCUGUAACGGCGAACACUAACCCAUAUGUAUACAUGAACCACCAGCCAGUGCUUUCAUCAGGACAAUAUGUGCCUCGCACGCAGUCAUCGGCGCUGGGCGGCAUGGGUAUGCCGACACCGUCUGCAGGUGCUGCUGCGGGCGUCUCAUCGUCCUCGGCCGGCGCCUCAUCGUACACACAUAGCCCAGCCUUGAGUGGUAUGGCACCAAAUCGGUUUGGUAAUGGAAGUAUGGGCUGGAUGCAGCGUCAGCAGCAAACAUCUCAUUUUCCAGGACAUUAUGGCUCAUCGUCUAUGUCGUCUUUGCCGCAAUCUGUCAAUCACUCUGUGAGCUCUGCUGGCAUGACUCCGUCUUCGCCCAACUAUGCAGGGAUGAAUUCUCCUCAUGGUGUGCCACUCAUGAAGACAGCUAUGUCGCCCGCUGGCCAACAUACUACCCACACAGCAAGCGCGAGCAUGUCUACGUUUGCUAAUUCUUCGCCCGAAUGGCAGCAGCAGAUCAUGUGUGCAGAGAUCUCGCGACAAUCGUUUGCACCGCAUCAUCAUGCUCGUGCAGCAGCAUUAGCGGCCCGAAGUUCCGUGAACAACGGGCAAGAUCCCAAGAAAGGCAUUCAACUGCCUACGGGUGUUGUAGCCAAUGGAUUGUCCUUCCCCUUCAAGGGCUCAGAAGACGCAGGACGGUCUGCCGAUGACCAGCAGGUCAUGUCGCCUAGCAAGUCGGCAGGAUUGCGCACGAAGAGUUCCAACUCCGAUGAUGAUACAGAUAAAACUUGGUCCAUCAUUGAUAUGGGUGGUUUGAAGCUGAAAAACAUUGGCGACCAGGUUUUCCGUUAUACCUUCCUGACAUCUCUUUUCAUUAACCACAAUAACCUUACGUCGAUAUCCCCUGCCGUGGUGCAACUGCGUAAUCUUACUGUGUUAGAUGCAAGUGGUAACCAGCUUGUCAUGAUCCCUCCUGAGCUGGGUAUGCUGACUGAGCUACGCGCACUCUUCCUUUUCGACAACCAGCUGACGGUGCUUCCUCCUGAGCUUGGUACAUUGUACCAACUGGAAAUGCUUGGAGUGGAAGGUAAUCCGUUGCAAGACAACCUCAUGGAUGUCAUUAAGCAAGAUGGCACACAGGCGCUUAUUGCCUUCCUUCGUGAUUCGUGCCCUGUGCCUGUACCACCUCCUGAGCGUGAGUGGAUUACCCUGGACGCUGAUGUCCCUGCCGCUGCUUCCGAAGAAGAAAGCUCGAAGAAUACAUUCGCUGUUCUGUCAUAUAAUGUACUGUGCGAAAAGUAUGCGACAGUGCAGAUGUAUGGCUACACUCCUAGCUGGGCAUUGGCCUGGGACUAUCGCAAGGAAUUUAUUCUUCAGGAAAUCAUCAGUUAUGCUCCGGAUAUUUGCUGUUUGCAAGAGCUCGAAAUGGGUCAAUACGAGGAGUACUUUGAGCCCAAACUGAAGCAGAACGACUACGAAAGUAUCUUCUGGCCUAAAACACGUGCACGAACGAUGCGUGAAGACGAGCGACGGCAUGUGGAUGGCUGUGCCACGUUUUUCAACUCACGUGUGUACCAGCUGGUCGACAAGCAGGUGAUUGAGUUCAACCAAAUUGCCUUGCAGCGGCCAGAUUUUAAGAAGACAGAAGAUAUUUUCAACCGUGUCAUGACGAAGGACAAUAUUGCGGCUGUUGCGAUGCUUGAACAUCGUGCUACCGGUGCCAAGUUGUUGGUAGCGAACUGUCACAUGCAUUGGGACCCCGAGUUCCGGGAUGUGAAGCUCGUGCAGUCGGCUAUGCUUCUUGAGCAGCUCGACUUGGCCGGUAACCGCUUCGCGAAGAUGGCGCCACAGGUAACUCCUAGCGAUGGCAUCAAGCCACCGACAUAUGCCAAUGGCAAGCAAAUUCCUACCAUCGUUUGUGGCGACUUCAAUUCAUCACCUGACAGUGGUGUAUACGAGUUUAUGAGUCAGGGCUCCGCUCCACCCGAUCAUGAAGACUUUAUGAAUCAUACGUAUGGUAUGUAUACGUCGGAGGGUCCUCGUCAUGAGUACUCUUUGCGCAGUGCAUACAAUAGCAUCGGCGAACUUCCCUGCACGAACCACACGCCGGGCUUCCGUGGCGCGAUUGAUUAUAUCUGGUACACAUCGAAUACAUUGGCCGUAUCUGGGCUAUUAGGAGAAGUCGAUUCCAACUAUUUGUCACGCGUCGUGGGCUUCCCCAAUGCUCAUUUCCCCUCCGACCAUAUCUGUAUUCUUGCUGAGUUCAAGAUCAAGCCCCCGUCAACAGGAGAAUCGUCGCGCUGA
Messenger RNA from Malassezia pachydermatis, 2304 nucleotides. RefSeq names its product ccr4-transcriptional regulator involved in carbon catabolite repression. Gene Ontology annotation, biological process: nuclear-transcribed mRNA poly(A) tail shortening. Gene Ontology annotation, molecular function: poly(A)-specific ribonuclease activity; protein binding. The coding region runs from base 1 to 2304 and encodes 767 amino acids. The transcript has a single exon. Gene Ontology annotation, cellular component: nucleus; cytoplasm; CCR4-NOT complex. The record is from RefSeq and is a predicted model, not a curated record. NCBI's taxonomy places the organism in Eukaryota, Fungi, Basidiomycota, Malasseziomycetes, Malasseziales, Malasseziaceae.